Molecule: messenger RNA, 765 nt
Organism: Auanema sp. JU1783
Lineage: Eukaryota; Metazoa; Nematoda; Chromadorea; Rhabditida; Rhabditidae
Source: the annotation of a GenBank genome assembly
AUGCGUUUUCGUUCUAUCUCAUGCUCUUCCUACCUGCGUGAAAAAAGUGAAAUGGCUAAGAUGAAUGGAACUCUCACGACAUUCAAAUCACAAGGAGCUAUUCAUGAGAAACCGGAUAUGGAUGAAUUUUCGGAAGAGACUGUUCGUCAACGCAUUUCACCUCAUCCGUUCAUAGAUGUAGUUAUGCCACUUCCACAAAUUCCGGCAUCUCAAUGUAUCACCUGUCGGGCUCAUAGCACAACAUUCCUCUUCCAGCUGAAAAAAUGCGUCAAUCUCUAUCUUCCACUUUUAGACUUCAAGUCAAAGAUGCUCCGGAUGUUCCAUCUUUCUGAAGAUGCUAGUUGCGAAGGAGAAAUGGGCAGAAAGAGAUGGGAACUGGCAGUGUUAGACUUUCUCGAAUGCGCAGAUAUUUCGGAAGAUAUAAUGCCGUAUAUUCCUUUUCUGGGCUUCAACUGUUUAGUCCGUAUGAUUGAUCCUCAGAACGAGGACGAAACGAAGAUGUGUUUGACACGUGCGUACAGAGCCGACUGUGAGGAACCAAUUGGCGGAUAUGAUCUGUAUGAAAUUAUGAAGCACAUGGGUAUGUACAAAGGACUUACAUUUGGUGAUUUCAAGCUGGUACGAUGUCCAACCACGACAGUUCAGUACUUAGACAAGAUGGGUUUGACUAAUGAUGGAUAUCGAGUUGUUCGGAUUGUGAAGCCGUUCUCAGCCGAUCCACGGGAUAAGUCUGCAGUUGAAUUCCAUGGUAUCCAUCAUAAUUAA